Corythoichthys intestinalis (scribbled pipefish) is the source of this 3215-nucleotide messenger RNA. RefSeq names its product gastrula zinc finger protein XlCGF26.1-like. NCBI's taxonomy places the organism in Eukaryota, Metazoa, Chordata, Actinopteri, Syngnathiformes, Syngnathidae. The coding region runs from base 147 to 2036 and encodes 629 amino acids. The record is from RefSeq and is a predicted model, not a curated record. The transcript has 3 exons.
GCAACGUCUGUGUACCCCUGCCACACUUGCGCUUCUUUUUUUGUUCCCUUCUCCUAACUAAACAAGCUCCUUCAAAGCGUUGUCAUCGGUGACACCUUAUCUGUGCAACACUGCUGCAAAAUAUAAAUGUACUACAAAAUUUUUACAUGCACAUAUGGAGGGAACAAACCACAACCACUGAUGCUUGGAGAGAUCAUGAUGAAUGGCACCCUAAAUUUCUCGAACCAGAGUGUCCCACACACAUUACUGAAGAAGACCUCCACCCUGAGAAACACGAUCCACUCCACUUUAAACAGGAGGAGGAGUCGAUAAUGUUGUACAUCAAACAGGAAGCGGAGCCACACGCUCCCUACAUUAAAGAAGAAGAACAGGAAGAUGAAAUUCCCAAGUUUCCAAUGACCGUCAGUGUGAAAAAUGAAGUCGAUGAAGAUCCAAGCAAAGAGAGCGGUACAGCGAAACACUCGACUGACGGCUCAUUUCAGCACCUGACAACAAAAGGAGAAGAACGAUCGCAACCGGACGGCCUAUUAGCUCCACUCUCAGACAGCGAUGACAUAACAUCACACUCUUCUGACUUAAACACUGAUGAGCAGGAUGAUGACUUUGAACCAAAUGCUUCGAAAUCCUUAAAGAAGUCAUCAUUGAAAAGAGACUCAAAAGAAUGUGCGGGUGAGAAACCGUUUGGCUGCACACUCUGCAACAAAAGAUUUUCGCACAAGUCUAAUUUAAUAGCACAUAAACGUACACACAUAGGAGAAAAGCUUUUUGUCUGCACAUGUUGUGGUAAAAGAUUCACCCAGAAGAGACUUUUGAACCAGCACACAAGCACACACAGUGGAGAGAAGCCUUUUGGUUGCUCACAUUGUGGCAAAAGAUUCACACAGAAGGCACAUUUAAACAAACACACAAGACGCCACACUGAAGAAAAGCUUUUUGUCUGCACACUUUGCAACAAAAGAUUUUCUGACAAGUCUCAUUUGAUAACACAUGAGCGUACACACACUGGAGAAAAGCCUUUCGUCUGCACAUGUUGUGGUAAAAGAUUCACCCAGAAGGGAAAUUUGAACCACCACACAAGCACACACAGUGGAGAGAAGCCUUUUGGCUGCUCACUUUGUAGCAAAAGAUUCACACAAAAGGCACAUUUAGUAGCACAUAGGCACACACACACUGGAGAAAAGCCUUUUGUCUGCACAUUUUGUGGUAAAAGAUUCACCCAGAAGAAACUUUUGAACCAGCACACAAGUACACACAGUGGAGAGAAGCCUUUUGGCUGCUCACUUUGUGGCAAAAGAUUCACACUGAUGGCACAUUUAAACAAACACACAAGACGCCACACUGAAGAAAAGCUUUUUGUCUGCACACUUUGCAACAAAAGAUUUUCUGACAAGUCUCAUUUGAUAACACAUGAGCGUACACACACUGGAGAAAAGCCUUUUGUUUGCACAUCUUGUGGUAAAAAAUUCAUCGACAAGGGAAAUUUACGCAAACACGCAAGAACACAUACUCGAGAGAAGCCUUUCGCCUGCACUCUUUGCAACAAAGAAUUUUCUCGGACGACUCAUUUAAAAUUGCAUGAGCUUACACAUACUGGAGAAAAGCCUUUUGUCUGCACAUUUUGUGGUAAAAGAUUCACCCAGAAGGGAAAUUUGAACCACCACACAAGCACACACAGUGGAGUGAAGCCUUUCGCCUGCACUCUUUGCAACAAAGGAUUUUCUCGGAAGCCUGAUGUCGAAAGGCAUAUGCGAACACACACUGGAGAAAAGCCUUUUGCCUGCACAUGUUGUGGUAAAAGAUUCACCGAGAAGGGACAUUUAAACACACAUGCAAGAACACAUUCUGGAGAGAAGCCUUUUGCCUGCACUCUAUGCAACAAAGGAUUUUCUCGGAAGCCUGAUGUCGUAAAACAUAUGCGCACACACACUGGAGAAAAGCCUUUUGUCUGCACAUAUUGUGGUAAAAGAUUCACCGAGAAGAGAAGUUUAAAUGCACACACAAGCACACACACUGGAGAGAAGCCUUUUACCUGCUGAGUUUGUCAAAAAAGAUUCAAUCAGAAAGGUAUUUUAAACAGACAUGUAAGAACACACAUUGAAUAGAGACCUUUUUAACGCUCAUUUUAUGGUAAAAGAUUCACUCAGAAGGGACAUUUAGUAUCGCAAGCAAGAAGCCACACUGAGGAAAAAUCUUUGAAUUGCAAUGUUUAACAAGAUAUUCAAACAUCCCACACGUUUACAGUGGAAAAAGCAUUUCAAUUUUCUUAACGAGGUUCCCUUGAGCCUCUUUUGGAAAAGUUGAAAUGAUUUUCAUGUCUUGGUCUUUUUCACAACGAUCCAAUGUUCUUGAUUUAUGUAAUUGUUUUUAAUCAAAUGAAUUUGGUUUAGUUUAGGUUAGGUUACUUCAUAUCAAGCUUGAUUUUCCGUUCUGUUUUGUAUUAUGACUUUUCUGCUACUUUGACUCAGAUCUAGCUCUGGUCUCCUCUAUUUGUUGCUGUUGAAACCUGUUGAAAAGUGACCCUGAGUGUCUUGAAAGGUGCUUUCAAAUAAAACUUAUUACACUGGUCAACAUUUAAAUUUGCGCAUUAAGUAUUUAUAUAUUUGUAGCUCAACUGAGGUUGUUGAAUCCAUUGCAAGUGUCAGAAUAUAGAAAUUGGCUGUAGUUUGCGACCUCAUACAGUUUAAUGUUCACAAUGGAAUUUUUUUUUAACAUCUGUUUGGAAUAUUUCCUUUAGGACACAAAAGGCUUAUAUAGCCAAGGACGAUGUAUUUCAAUAAUAGGCCUGUGUUAUUAUUUGAACAACUUUGAUGCUGCGCUUCCCUUUGUUUAUUGUUUGUUCAGUUUCCAAACUUUAUUUAAAUGGUUUCAGGGAAGAUGUCUUUAUUAGUCUUGUGCAUUGUAUUAUUUUCCACUCUGAUUCAUUAUAGAAUGACUUGAAUUUUUUUUUUUAAUUACUCUUCAUUUCCCCCCCAUACGUCCUCUUUUGUGAACCAUUUUUUAGAGCUCUUCUCUAUUCGAUAUAAAAAUCAGCUUUAGAGUGUCACUUGGGAACAUAGCCGAUGUGCAGUGUUUUGUAUUUUGAAUAAAUUUAACUUUAAUUAUUUAAUUUAGUUUAGUUUUUAUUGCCAUUGUAUUAAUUUAUCAAUUGUUUUAUGAAAUAACAUUGAAAAAAAAUACAAAUGCAAAAUUUCCCCCCAGAAAAUCAUGAAGCAGUU